AUGGCUAAGACGUACCACGAAGUUUGUCCCUAUCAUACCAUGCUCGUCCUCGACACUGCGCAAUCCAUCGGCGGGACCUGGGCAGAGGAACGUCUGUACCCGGGACUCAAGACCAACAAUAUCAUCGGUUCGUAUGAAUUCGGCGACUUCCCGAUGACGCCGGAACAUUUCGCUGUCCAGCCUGGGCAGCAUAUCCCUGGCGCCGUUGUGCAUGAGUACUUGUGUCGAUUUGCCAAAGAGUUUGACCUCACGUCGCGAAUAAGGUUACGGACGAAGGUCGAGUCGGCUGAGAUGAGAGAAGGUGGCGACUGGUUGCUUCGAGUGCGCAAGAUGGGUGUUGGGAGCCAUAAAAUAUCGACAUUGCGCGCGAGAAGGCUCGUUGUCGCCACCGGGUUGACUUCCGAGCCGCAUAUACCUGACUAUGAGGGCAGGGAGAGCUUCAAAGGCAAAUUCCUCCAUUCGCGCCAGCUGAGAGACCAGGCCAAUGAUAUACGACUGUCGAAGGAGGUCGUAGUGGUCGGAGCAAAUAAAUCUGCAUGGGACACUUGCUACACUGCAGCAAUGGCAGGAGCACAUGUCAGUAUGGUCAUCCGACCAGGCGGCGGCGGGCCCUCUUGGGUGUGGCCGGUCCUGCUACCUUUCGGGCUCUCUUUGCAGAAAAUGGCGACGACAAGGUUCUUCACGUUGUUUGAGCCUUGCAUCUGGGAUGAGGGUAGCGGUGGCUUCCCUUGGGUUCGAAGGUUGUUGCACCGAACAUGGCUUGGCCGGCAGUUGGUGAAGUGGUUUUGGAGAACGCUCGCCAUUCCCGUGCUGUCAGCAAAUGGCUAUUCCACGCAUCCUGAAUUGGCGAAAUUGAAACCCUGGAGCUCAACGUUCUGGAUGGGUAACUCACUUGGCGUCCACAACUACGAGACAAAUUGGUUCGAAUUGGUGAAACAAGAGAAGAUCAACGUUCAUAUUGGCGAUGUGACGUUCUUGUCGGGCAGAAAGGUGUUCCUUUCGAACGGUGCCGUCCUUCUUGCCGAUACAUUUGUCUCCUGCACGGGUUGGAAGAUGACGCCGCCGAUUGAGUUCUUGCCAGAAUGCAUCAUCGCGGAAUUGGGUAUGCCGGGAUUAGGUGCCCCAGAGGGCAGUUUUCUCCUACAGCAGGCGAUGGAGGAGAUCUUGAAAGCUGUCCCCGAACUACGAUCAAGUCCAGGUAGAACGCUGCCAAAGAGCUCGGUCCCAAUCGUUUCGACAAGGGACAGCAAAACUUCCACCCCGUUCAGGCUGUACCGCUUCAUGGUGCCUCCAGCACCGAGAAUGCUAGCGUUGCGAAAUAUAGCAUUCAUUGGCUCACAUUUAGCACUCAAUGCUAUCACGGUGGCACAAGCGCAGGCACUGUGGAUAACAGCGUUCUUCGAGGACGGUAUCCCUCACCUGGAGCGUUCGAGCUUUGACAUCAAGGAGAUCCAGUACCAGACGAUUUUUCAGAGUGAAUAUUGUCGACUGCGACAUCCCCCUACCGGCGGUGGGGCGGGGGAGAGAUGUCCGGACUUGGUCUUUGACGGACUGCUAUACACUGAUCUGCUAUUGCGAGAUGUCGGAUUAAAUAACUUUAGGAAGCGUCGCUGGUGGCAGGAACUGUUCCACCGUUAUUUUCCGAAAGAUUAUGCUGGAAUGACCACCGAUUUAGUGAGUCGGCUGCGGAGCGCCCAUCGUGUCCAACAUGGUGGCUACACGUCGUAG
Molecule: messenger RNA, 1728 nt
Organism: Cladophialophora yegresii CBS 114405
Lineage: Eukaryota; Fungi; Ascomycota; Eurotiomycetes; Chaetothyriales; Herpotrichiellaceae
Exons: 1
Coding region: 1-1728 (575 amino acids)
Molecular function (GO): N,N-dimethylaniline monooxygenase activity; NADP binding; flavin adenine dinucleotide binding
Source: RefSeq, a predicted model, not a curated record